Molecule: messenger RNA, 2520 nt
Organism: Hippopotamus amphibius kiboko
Lineage: Eukaryota; Metazoa; Chordata; Mammalia; Artiodactyla; Hippopotamidae
Gene: ZBTB37
Product: zinc finger and BTB domain containing 37
Exons: 4
Coding region: 261-1772 (503 amino acids)
Biological process (GO): regulation of transcription by RNA polymerase II
Molecular function (GO): protein binding; RNA polymerase II cis-regulatory region sequence-specific DNA binding; DNA-binding transcription factor activity, RNA polymerase II-specific
Source: RefSeq, a predicted model, not a curated record
CAUGCCGUUCCCGAUUCUCCCUCUUACAGCUCUCACCCCUCCAGUGCCGACGGUAGAGAAAGACCUUACUCCAUGGGCUUCCUCCUCACUGGGGAAUUGCCGGAAAGACCAAACAAAAAAGGCGCUGGUGUAGGCUCCAAAAUAAACAUCUGAAUUCAUGAUGGCAUCGACAGAGGCUCUUAUUGGAUUAAAAGUUUCAAAACAAACAAAAACGCUUUGGAAAAAGGGUUGAAUGCCUGCCUACACCCUCAGGCACGACCAUGGAGAAAAGUGGGAACAUACAACUGGAGAUCCCUGACUUCAGCAACUCUGUCCUGAGCCAUCUAAACCAGCUGCGCAUGCAGGGCCGUCUCUGUGACAUCGUGGUCCAUGUGCAAGGACAAGCUUUUCGGGCUCACAAAGUGGUACUAGCUGCCAGCUCCCCCUAUUUCCGAGAUCACAUGUCCUUGAAUGAGAUGAGUACUGUCUCCAUUUCAGUCAUAAAGAACCCUACUGUUUUUGAACAGCUCCUUUCUUUCUGUUAUACGGGGCGGAUAUGCCUGCAGCUGGCAGAUAUCAUCAGCUACCUGACAGCUGCCAGUUUUCUGCAGAUGCAGCAUAUUAUAGACAAAUGCACACAGAUCCUGGAGGGCAUUCAUUUCAAAAUCAACGUGGCUGAGGUUGAAGCUGAAUUAAGUCAGCCAAGGACAAAGCACCCAGAGGGACCUCCAGAGUCUCACAGAGUUACACCAAAUCUGAACCGCUCCCUCAGUCCCCGACAUAAUACCCCAAAGGGCAACCGGCGAGGUCAGGUUAGCGCUGUACUGGAUAUCAGGGAGCUCAGUCCUCCUGAGGAGUCCACCAGCCCUCAGAUAAUUGAACAGAGUUCUGAUGUAGAGAGCCGGGAGCCCAUUCUUCGGAUCAACCGAGCAGGACAGUGGUACGUGGAGACAGGAGCAGCAGACCGAGGGGCACGGAGCGACGAUGAAGUUGGAGUUCUCGGAGCAGUACACAUCAAGACUGAGCAUCUAGGGGAGUGGCUUGGGCCUGAGAAUCAGCCUUCCGGAGAAGAUGGGAGUAGUGCAGAGGAAGUCACAGCCAUGGUGAUUGACACCACGGGCCAUGGUUCUGUAGGACAGGAAAAUUACACAUUAGGAUCUUCAGGAGCCAAGGUUGCUAGGCCAACAAGCAGUGAAAUUGACAGAUUUAGCCCCUCCGGCAGUGUUGUUCCUUUGACGGAGAGACACAGAGCCCGAAGUGAGUCUCCUGGGAGAAUGGAUGAGCCUAAGCAACCCAGCUCCCAGAUAGAAGAGUCAGCAAUGAUGGGAGUAAGUGGCUACGUGGAGUAUCUCCGAGAGCAGGAAGUAUCUGAGCGGUGGUUCCGGUACAACCCCCGUCUCACCUGCAUCUACUGCGCCAAAUCUUUCAACCAGAAGGGGAGCUUGGACCGCCACAUGCGCCUGCACAUGGGGAUCACACCAUUCGUCUGCCGCAUGUGUGGCAAGAAAUAUACCCGGAAAGAUCAGCUGGAAUAUCACAUCCGCAAGCACACAGGCAACAAGCCCUUUCACUGUCAUGUUUGUGGCAAAAGUUUCCCGUUCCAGGCUAUCUUGAAUCAGCACUUUCGCAAAAACCACCCUGGCUGUAUACCCCUGGAGGGGCCUCAUAGCAUCUCCCCUGAAACAACUGUCACAUCUCGGGGACAAGCCGAAGAAGAGUCACCUUCACAAGAAGAGACAGUUGCUUCUGGAGAAACCACCCAGGGCUCUGUGUCCACUACUGGGCCGGAUUGAAACAGCGAGGGGGAGGGGGUAGACCCUCUUCCCCUUUGGGCCGUAAGUAACCAGCAUCAGGGCCGUAGGCUGGUACUUAAAUUCACAAAAUGCCACGUCACCAAAUCAGAUGUUAGCAAGAUGUUGCCAAAUUAGAGCAUCAGCAACAUACACAAAAGCACUAGAGGCUCUUCCCCUCUUUCUUCCCACCUCACACUUUGGAAAAUAAGCAAAUCAGCUUUCUAAUUCAGGGAUCAACAGCCUUGGUUUGUUAACUUUAUAAAAAAGAAAUUUUUUUAACAAAACAAUGAUAAAUGAUCAUUUAUCUACCAGUCAUGUUUGAGCACUGUACUUUGGUCCAUAUCACCCUGGUGGCUGUAAUUGCCCAGAUCUAAAAAAAAGAAGCAGGAGCCUUGGUCAUCUGAACCAGCCAGCCACAAGAGAGAAGGAAGUGAUCGUGAUGGAGAUGAUGAGGGGGAAUUUCUCCUCUUCCUUCCCUGCCAGCACACUCAGUUUCAUAUCUCAAGAAGAAGAAGAAAAAAAAAAAAAGAAUCCUGGUGGUUCUUUCUGUUUUGAAAGGUUAGAUUAAUCUUUGCCCUGCAAAGGUGUCUGUUACUUUGCCUAAUUGUUUCACUUAGGCAGCCGUCUUGGAGCAGUAUUCUAAUGGGCAGCAUCACCUGAAGCACUUUAGGCACCUGGAAGCGAAAUGAGCUACAAGGCGUUUGCAAUAGGUACUCCUGCAUUCGGGGGGCUUGGGUGUUGUGUUGAG